Molecule: messenger RNA, 219 nt
Organism: Penicillium expansum
Lineage: Eukaryota; Fungi; Ascomycota; Eurotiomycetes; Eurotiales; Aspergillaceae
Exons: 1
Coding region: 1-219 (72 amino acids)
Source: RefSeq, a predicted model, not a curated record
AUGUCUUCUUCGAUCGGUCUUUGCUGGUCCUGUACUCCAGCAGCAGAUGCUGUUGUUGUCGGUCUCAGUCUCGUCUUCCUUGCUCUGGUCUUGGUUAUUUUAUACUCGAGCAACUGUCAAGGGUACAAGCAUGCCACAGACUUGACAAUUACACAAGUGAGAGGCCUGAAUAAACAAUAUAGUUUGAAGGUAUUUUCUAACCUCCAUAGGGAAACAUGA